Molecule: messenger RNA, 2182 nt
Organism: Periconia digitata
Lineage: Eukaryota; Fungi; Ascomycota; Dothideomycetes; Pleosporales; Periconiaceae
Source: the annotation of a GenBank genome assembly
AGCAACGUAGUAACAAUGCCUGAAUCUUCAUUUUUAUUCUUGAAUGUUAAUAGUAACGGAAAAGUGUCCCCGACGAAGUAUGUGAGAAGUGCCAUUCAAAAGCAUGUCAUGCGAGAUAUUGGUGCUGCUCGGCAGGGAAAACCACGACCUAGACCUCAGUCACAACCAGGAGCUAAGCAAAAUGGUGCUCUGCGAGGCAUCGGGAAUCUAAAUUCUGAAAAGACGGCAAUUGUCUGCAGUUCGUCAUUGAAAACGGUUCCAGCGUUAGUGUCCGGAGGAUCGAGAACGGACCCAUUUACGCAGUAUCCGGUACCUAUGAAUUCUGAUACUCUGUUCCUAAUCGACUAUAUAUAUACAACCCCCAAAGUACAUUUGCGACCCCUUAGAGACACAUGGCUGCCUCUCGCACUAUCGGAUCCCGCCUUUUUCUAUGAAAUACUUUCGCAUGUAGCACUGAACAUCACCACCGCUCAACAAUCCUCAAUCUCAUCUGUUGUCGGAUGCGGUUAUCAAGCUAGCACAAAAUCUCUUGCUCUACAUUCGCUUGCCCUCCGCUCCAUAAACCAAAGGCUUACAGACCCGAUGAUGGGGCUCAGCGAGGGCGUUAUCGGGACCAUUAUGGCGUUUGCAUGUUUCAGCUAUUCAUUGAAGGAUUGGAAAAGUUACGCGAUGCAUAUGGACGGAUUACUUGCGAUUAUCAAGGCAAAAGGAGGCAUUCAUAAGAUCGAUCACAACCGCAUCUUAAGGCUGAUACUGUCGGGUAUCGAUGUCUCUGCGUCCUGUUUCACUGGCACACGUCCGCGAUUCCCCUCCCCCACUCCUCUACUUAGCGUAGUCCGAUCUCAUUCCCAAGAACUCCCAUGGUGGUUUCCUCUCCAGGAAUCCUCGUCUGCCCACUCAUCGAAUGUUUGGACGAUCAUGUUUCCCCAUGAUGUUAAUCUUGCCGACAUCUUCCACAAUUUCAGCAUUGCUGUCAUGACUAUAAUAUUAGAAAGUGAUCGGAGACUACUGUGGCAGGACGGGGAUUUCGCGAAGACUUGGAUUGAUCCACUAACUUAUAGGUUACUCGAGUCAACUAUCGAGAUUGAAUGUGUGCAUAAAGAUAAUUUCAUGACCGAGUGCUGCCGAUUGGGGGCGCUUAUACUUCUCGCUAGAAUAAGACGGCAGUUCAACGUCCAUACUACAAGACUCGUCUUCACUGGGCUCGAGACUGCGAAACUGAAGCUCUUGCUAGUCAUGUAUGCAAAACAGUGGACGGCUUUCCAGCCGAUGCUUCUAUGGGUUUUAUUUCUGGGGGCCAUUGAGGUCGAUGAGGCAGCGAAAGUCUGGUUUUGCGAUUUGAUAAGAGAGAGAACAGCGCAGCUUGAGAUCAGAGAGUGGGACGACAUAUUUGCGUACAUAUCGAAUCUGCUAUGGGUGGGGCAGGUGCUUGAUGCAGAGUGUGAGAAGCUCAGGCCGCUCAUCAUGAGCGCCCAAGGUUCAUCAGUACCGAGGUGCAUGCCGUAGACAAAACGUUGUCACGACAGACAUUGCAAGCAUCAAACAUCUUGUCUAAGCACGAUCUACUACCUACAGACUCCAAAAAUACAUGCUUGUGAUGUCACUCGCUGAAACUACAGACUUAAGAACGAGUUUCCCUGACUUCACCAGAUAUUAUUGUUUGCUAAUGUUUUCUUUGUCUUGUACACCACGCCACCACCCCAUGAUCAAAGAAAAUGACUAAACGCAAGUAUAACGGUCGAUAUGAUUUCCGUCCAUCACCCGUUAAAUUGUGCCCCGACCCUCUGUCGCCAUUGUAUUGAUACCAAAUGCUCUCCAACACAAGUAACACAUCUGCCUCCAUUCACUCAACCCUAAAAUUCCUCCUAGAACCCUAUCACCUGAUAUUCACCCUCUGCACCCAGUACAUCCAUAUUGAUCAGAUAUCCCACAUACAAACCUCUCCCACUAACUCCACAAUUCACAUCCUCCACAGAACUGAUCUUUCAGCGCCAACCAGGCGCGGCGUCAACGCUCUCCCACCAAACACACCACCCUACAUUACCCGCGCUUACCUCGCACUCGACAAUUGCGACUUCGCCAUAUACGCUCUCCUCCCGCACUUUCGCACAUGUUUCCAGCGCCAUGGUAUAGAUGUACGCAUAGACUCUAUCCAAAUACUCCCCAUCCCUCUACUGCAACU